GUGACAUUGGCAAUAGGCUCCUCCCACGCGAUUUGACGUGUCUUGUCAACGUUAACGAGUUUUUAGGUUAGGUUACAAUAAACAAAACUUUCUCUGAUAAAGUAAAAAAAUCGGUUUUUUUGUAAAGAAGCAUACUUAAACAAUGGAGCAGUUCUUCACGUUUCCCUUUCAAGUUCUAGAAGUGCCCCAAAUAAAGCUUAAAAAGCCCUCAUGGCUCAGACAGCCGGCCCCAAUGACGGUAUUUACUAUGGUCCUAUUUUCAUAUUUUUUGGUAACUGGAGGCAUUAUUUAUGAUGUGAUUGUUGAACCACCCAGUGUUGGUUCAACGACUGAUGAACAUGGACAUUCCAGACCAGUGGCAUUUAUGCCUUAUAGGGUAAAUGGACAAUACAUCAUGGAGGGUCUUGCAUCAAGUUUCCUAUUUACCCUUGGAGGCCUAGGAUUUAUCAUCUUAGAUAAUGUGCAUAGCCCCACAAUGCCAAAACUAAAUAGAUUCCUUAUGACUGCUAUUGGUCAUAUUUGUGUGUUGGUAUCGUUCCUUACAACAUGGGUGUUCAUGAAAAUGAAACUUCCUGGAUAUUUACAGAAUUAGGUUUAAAGUAAAACUUAAAAAUACAUUUGUGAAUUUUAAUUAAAACACUUUUCUACACAGUAAA
This is a messenger RNA of Anthonomus grandis grandis, 656 nucleotides long. RefSeq names its product oligosaccharyltransferase complex subunit ostc-B. Lineage: Eukaryota; Metazoa; Arthropoda; Insecta; Coleoptera; Curculionidae. The record is from RefSeq and is a predicted model, not a curated record. Gene Ontology annotation, cellular component: oligosaccharyltransferase complex. Bases 143 to 592 code for a protein of 149 amino acids. The transcript is spliced from 3 exons.